AUGCUCAAUGCAAAGAAGGCCACUCGGGUCACUCCUCAUGUAAGGUCUCCGACAGCCGUCCCUCCGAGCCGAGCUGUUCAGGCCAGCGCAUUACCGGCUCGCAGCCUUUCACCUAAGCCUUCGACUCAGUGUCCACGGAGUUUCAGAAAUCUUACUGUCGAGCAAAUAGGAGCUGAGAAGCACUACUAUCUCACCGAGGAUGGACGGAGGAUACUUGAUGCUUCCGGCGGAGCUGCCGUGAGCUGCUUUGGACCCGGCCCGAACGACAGGAUAGCAGACGCGGUGAAUAGGGCAUAUCGGCAAUUCGGAGGUUACAGUUGCUCAUUAUCUUUCACUAAUGGCUCUACAAGAGCCUUCGUCGAUGCUCUUGUAGAAAGUACCGGGGGUCACAUGGAAGCGGCUCUUCUGUAUGGCUCGGGCUCUGACGCUUGUGAGGCCGCAGCAAAGCUACUCCUCCAGUAUCACGCAGAGAACAAUCAAGCACAACGAAGAGUUUUCAUUGCGCGUGAGCAGUCUUAUCACGGAACUACGGCAUUUGCACUUUCAUGGGGUUCCUACUGGGCAAGAAGAGAACCAUUCCAGGAUGUCUUGAUGACUGUCCCUCGGGUUGCAGCGUGCAACUCGUAUCGUGGCAAGAAAGCUGACGAAACGGUCCAAGAAUACGUUGCAAGACUUGUCAAGGAAUUGGAGCAGAAGUUCAGAGAUGUCGGCCCAGAGAAGAUAGCUGGCUUCGUCUGUGAGCCUGUUGUUGGUGCAGCGCUGGGUUGCAUGCCGGCUGUUCCUGGAUAUCUCCAAGCUGUUCGAGAGCUUUGCGACAAGCACGACGUUCCACUUGUUUUCGACGAGAUCAUGUGCGGCUGGGGCCGGACCGGCACUCUUCACACGUGGCAGCAUUAUGGUGUCGUGCCCGAUAUUCAGCUCUUGGGCAAAGGGUUGGUUGGUGGCUAUGAGAUACUUUCCGCUAUGCUCGUUGGCAAGAAGCUGGGAGCUAUGGAAGCGAUCCGCAAAGGCUCAGGGACUUUCAACCACGGACAUACCAUCCAGGGCAUGCCCAAAACCUGCGCGGGGGCUCUUGAAACCCUCAAGAUGGUCCAAGAACUGUUACCUAAUAUUAAAGAAAUGGGGGACCGUCUCAUGAAAGGUCUUCAGACCAGGCUUGGGGCUCAUCGCCAUGUCGGUGACAUCCGCGGCAUGGGGCUGUUUAUUGCGAUCGAAUUUGUUCAAGACAGGCUUUUGAAGGCUCCGUUCAAUCCGGAUGACAGAAUCUCUAAAGCCAUCCAAGAGAUGGGUAGGUUGCAAUCCUACCGUCUCACCACACACAACAUACACGUCUAUCCUGGCACGGGUAGUGCUAACCCGGAAGGCAGAGAGGGGGAUCACAUUAUCAUCGCGCCCCCCUAUGAUGUUGACGCGGACGAGAUCGACCUCAUCGUCAACGUCGUUGGCAACCUGAUUGAGAACUUCUUCGAGGAGUUCAAGCCUACUACACAGAAGUCGUGA
Paraphaeosphaeria sporulosa is the source of this 1500-nucleotide messenger RNA. Its product is annotated as PLP-dependent transferase. The transcript is spliced from 5 exons. Gene Ontology annotation, cellular component: cytosol. The record is from RefSeq and is a predicted model, not a curated record. NCBI's taxonomy places the organism in Eukaryota, Fungi, Ascomycota, Dothideomycetes, Pleosporales, Didymosphaeriaceae. Gene Ontology annotation, molecular function: transaminase activity; pyridoxal phosphate binding. Bases 1 to 1500 code for a protein of 499 amino acids.